Sugiyamaella lignohabitans is the source of this 357-nucleotide messenger RNA. RefSeq names its product Pam16p (gene PAM16). Lineage: Eukaryota; Fungi; Ascomycota; Dipodascomycetes; Dipodascales; Trichomonascaceae. The coding region runs from base 1 to 357 and encodes 118 amino acids. Gene Ontology annotation, cellular component: TIM23 mitochondrial import inner membrane translocase complex. Gene Ontology annotation, biological process: protein import into mitochondrial matrix. The record is from RefSeq and is a predicted model, not a curated record. The transcript has a single exon.
AUGCAAGUGGUGAUUACCGGGUCACAAGUGUUCGGUAAAGCGUUCAUGGAGGCCUAUCGCCAGGCGUCGAGUGCUUCGAUCCGGGCCAGUGCCACGGCCGCUGCUCGUCAGAAGUCCGGCGGCGUCAGUCUCGACGAGGCGUGCAAAAUCCUCGAUAUCGAGGAGUCCAGUAUCAGCCAGGAGCUUGUGAAAAAGAAAUACGACUACCUGUUUGACGUCAACUCGAAAGAGAAGGCAGGCAGUUUCUACCUGCAAAGCAAGGUGUAUCGUGCUAUGGAACGACUGAAUUACGAACUGGAACAAAAAACUGCACAGGCAGCUCAGGCUGGCUCAAAACCAGGGCAGUCCGCAAGCUAG